Anoplophora glabripennis (Asian longhorned beetle) is the source of this 5235-nucleotide messenger RNA. RefSeq names its product FERM, ARHGEF and pleckstrin domain-containing protein 1 (gene Cdep). NCBI's taxonomy places the organism in Eukaryota, Metazoa, Arthropoda, Insecta, Coleoptera, Cerambycidae. Gene Ontology annotation, cellular component: cytoskeleton. The record is from RefSeq and is a predicted model, not a curated record. The transcript has 16 exons. Gene Ontology annotation, molecular function: guanyl-nucleotide exchange factor activity; cytoskeletal protein binding. Bases 138 to 3530 code for a protein of 1130 amino acids.
GAUAGACGUGUAGUUGGGUGUGUGGUUGUGUAUGUGCAAUAAACAAUAAUACUCGUGUUUAUAUUUGGAAUAUUAAUUGUAACUAUAAUAUGAAUGAUUUCGUUAAGUGAUAGAGGAUUUGCGAGUAGCGGCCGGUCAUGGAUUCCAGCAGCAGCAACCGAGGCUCCACGGGGCAGCUGUCCAGUGCGGGCAGCACGGGCGCCGCCCAGGGUAUGCACCACUCGCUCUCGACGCCUGCCGGCGUAGACGGCGGAGCCAGGACGCCGCCCGCCACUCCUAAGAAGGGCGGCAAGAUGCUGGCCAUCCGGGUCCAGAUGCUCGACGACACCGUCACCAUCUUCCAAGUGCAGGCCAAAGCAGUAGGAAGAGUAUUAUUUGAGCAGGUCUGCAAGCAACUACAUCUGUUAGAAGCUGACUAUUUUGGAUUAGAAUACUCAGAUGUGAAUGGAACUAAGUAUUGGCUAGACCUUCAAAAACCGAUAUCCCGCCAACUGGGACUUUCUCUAGUCGACCCUCUACUCUAUUUCUGUGUCAAAUUUUACACACCCGAUCCUGGACAACUAGAAGAGGAAUACACCCGCUACCUAUUCUGUCUUCAAGUUAAAAGAGAUUUGUCGCAGGGUCUGAUGCAGUGCAAUGAGAACACUGCCGCGCUUAUGGCCAGCUAUAUCGUACAAGCCGAAUGUGGAGAUUAUGUAGCUGAAGACUAUCCUGAUCACACUUAUCUCUCCAGCUAUAAGUUCGUACCUCAGCAGGACCAAGAGAUGGAGAGGAAGAUUAUGGAGAAUCACAAGAAACAUGCUGGACAGUCUCCUGCCGAAGCUGAUUUGAACUUAUUAGAAACGGCUAGGAGAUGUGAAUUGUAUGGUAUAAAAAUGCACCCAGCUAAAGAUCAUGAAAAUGUACCAUUGAACUUAGCUGUAGCACAUAUGGGCAUUAUAGUAUUCCAAAAUUAUACCAAAAUAAACACCUUCUCUUGGGCGAAAAUUAGAAAAAUAUCAUUUAAAAGGAAACGGUUCCUCAUCAAGCUACAUCCCGAGGGAUAUACUUAUUAUAAGGACACUGUGGAAUUCUUCUUCGAAGGCAGGAACGAGUGCAAAAAUUUUUGGAAAAAGUGUGUCGAGAAUCACGGUUUCUUCCGUUGUGCUUCUGUAAAGAGCGUAUCUAGACACAAAACAAGGGUUCUCUCAAGAGGCAGCUCAUUUAGAUAUAGUGGAAAAACACAGAAGCAGAUAGUGGAAUUUGUGAGAGACAAUUACGUGAAACGCCAAACAUUCCAAAGGUCACAUUCUUUCCGUCAUUCUAGUGCUCAUUCUAGUGCCUCCAACAUGCACUCCAACACUGUCGGGAACAGCAUUUCCGCCCAUCCUCUGUUGCCUCUAGCAGACAGCAAUUUGAGCGUGGAAGUGUCCAAACUCUCGGCAUCGUUGGGUUCGAUGGGCGUAGCUGUGGGGGGGCAGGCUUCUCCGACGAUGAAGUUAGCCUCUCGCCACCUCGGCACAGCUAUAUCCUGGAGCUCGGCCCCCGACACGCGGCCUACCACACUGCUUGCUCAGACGACGAACUCGCCGUCACCUCCUCUGACGACGCAAUCGGCAUCACCCGUGACUUCUGCGACUACGAGUCCACUUCAUAUGCCGUACGAGGAACCGAAGUCGAAUCGCAUUAUCACCAGCUCGCCACUCGCCGUCCGCGCAGCUGUUCACAGGGCAGAUACAGAUGACAUUAAAAAAGAGAUAUUGGAGCGGACCAAUGAAAUGGAUACAAAAAUCACAGACAAUAAUAAUUUCUACACGUCUACUCCACACAAGCAAAUUAACGGCAAUAUAUCCGACGUAUCCUUGAAUGCAACGAAUGGCAAUUAUAGCUUAAACAAAAUGGACGACAGUCCAUUACGAAAUUAUGCAAAAGAGCAGCUUAUGAAUAGCAUAAAUGCCAACACAACCACCAAUACUAAUGGGACGAACACCACUACGAUUAUAGCCGAGAUUGAGGGGGAAGUUAAAAAGAAGCCCAGGCAUCUAGUCGACAAGACUUAUUAUAUCGCAAAGGAAAUAUUAAUGACCGAACUUACUUACAAGAAAGAUUUAGAUGUUAUAAAUGUCUGGUUUAGAGAUGAAGUCGGUAAGGAAGAACCAGAAGAGUGUCAGAUCUUGUUGUCGCUAAUAGCCCCUCUAGCACAAGCCCAUGGGCUGUUAGUAAGAGAUCUAGAACAAAGACUGCAAGGCUGGGACGGUAGAGGUGGACCUAGGGCAAUAGCUGGAAGAAUAGCAGACGUUUUGUUGGCUCACCUUCCUCCCCUGUUACCUAUAUACGAGGAAUACUUAGACGGUCAUAUGUUAGUACUGGAAAGACUAGAUAUAGCUUUUAAACAGAAUAGUCGGUUCGAGCAGUUAUAUCGUGAUUUUGAGACUCAGAAGGUCUGUUAUCUACCUCUAACCACUUUUGUUCUGAAACCACUGCAUAGGCUUCUACAGUAUCAGUCUCUUUUGCAAAGACUCCUUAAACAUUAUGGGCCAAAUCAUCCGGACAGGACUGACUGCUUAACCGCAAGUGACACUUUGAAAGAUCUAAUGAUUCCAGUAGCUGAAACAUUGGAGCAGUCAGAAAAUUUAGCUACGUUGUGUGAAUUGCAAAGGGAUAUUGUGGGAUUCGAUAACCUUAUUCAACCGGGCAGGAAAUUUAUCAGACACGGAUGCUUACUGAAACAUUCCAGAAAGGGAUACCAGCAGAGGAUGUUCUUUUUGUUUUCUGAUAUACUUCUCUACACGUCACGAUCGCAAGCCACACUUCAGUUUAAAGUCCAUGGUCACAUGCCCCUGAGGGGCGUUCUUAUAGAAGAGCCGGACGGUGAUUUAAUGUUUAAUGGUCUUGUGAUUUACGGGGGAAAUAGAGCCUUAACUGUAGCAGCCAGUUCUGCCGAGGAAAAGGAAAAAUGGAAGACUGACUUGCAGAAUGCUAUUCAAAUGGCCAGAGACAAGUCCGACACAAAAAUUACAUAUUUGAGCCUAAAAAGUUGCAGCUCAUCCGAUGAACAUGUUGAUCAAUGUGCGAAUAAUGAGGUCAGUACGCAAACAAAACCCCAGGCCCAAAGGAGUAAUACAACGGUUCAUGUUUGCUGGCAUAGAAGUACUAGUAUAAGUAUGAAGGAUGAACUUUUAGCCGUAGAGAAUCAAUUAUCUGGGUACUUGUUGAGAAAAUUUAAAAGCAGCAACGGUUGGCAGAAACUCUGGGUGGUGUUUACGUCUUUCUGCCUCUUCUUCUACAAAGGGUGUUUAGAUGAUUUUCCUUUGGCCUCUUUGCCUUUACUCGGGUAUUCCGUAGGGCCUCCGUCACCAGAGGAUGAGAUCGGAAAGGACUAUGUCUUUAAACUACAAUAUAAGAAUCACGUGUACUUCUUCCGAGCAGAAUCGGAAUACACAUAUAACAGGUGGAUGGAGGUGAUAGCUAGUGCGACUCAGUCUAGAGUUAAGAGAAAACUAAAUUUAAUCACUGAUGAAAACUCUAUUGAAACUUCUCCCGAAAAAUAAAACAUUAAUAAUGCUCAAUUUUCCAAUAAGUUUUAGGAGAGACAGUUAAGAAAGCAGAGGUAAUUGAGUAGACGUAAUUGGCAACAUUUAUUAAAAAAAAAGAUAAUACUAAUAACUGUUUCACAAUAUAUUUUUUUAAUUGUCUGUAAAUAAAAUAAUUUUAUAAUUAAUUAAUAAUACACAAGGCAAUCCAUAAGGGAAGUAUUAUAUCAUAUAAGUAACUUUUAAUUGCUAAAAUAACAGAAGUAAUCUAUAAUAUUCAUUACUGACUUUAUUUGUCUGUUGUUGAUUUUAGAUGAUGCAUCACUGAGUAGGAUAGACUUAACUGUUAGCGUUUUCUGGCGGUUUGGCAAACCAGAUUGAACUACGUUAAAGUCGUUAACCAACAGUAAGAAGAAUUUUUUUAGAAUUUGUGCCACGAUAGUCAAAGUACACACACAUGCAGGUUCAAAUACAAGCCGCAUGUAAUUUCGGAACCGUUUCAACGAAGGAUUUGUUACUUUAAAUGUGGUUCAAUACGGUUCCAACCAAUGCUGAAAAACGACAUAUAAACAAAAAGAAUACCUCAUAUUUCUUACUUUGUUUAAAGUAUUAUAAAAUGCAUUUAUUUGUCGCAAGUAAUAUUUUUAAUCUAGAUUUUUAAAUAAUUCGUUAGUUAGCCUUUGAUAUCAAAGAUUUUUAUUUCUAUUCCAAAUUACCUAUUAAUUUAAAGUGACAUGUUUGUCAUAAAAAUAUAGUUGUGAAAAAGGUAGGUAGCUCUCACACAUUUUUCUUUCUUCGGGAUUUACUGUACUAAAUAGUUCUAAAAAAUUUUAGCCAUAUCCCAAAAAAAAAAACAGUAUUUCUUGUAAAUUUUCUUCUACAGUUGAGAUAGGUUGUCUUAAGACAGUAUUAAUGGAGCGUUAAAUUUAGAGUGUGUGAUAUGCAACUUUUCCCAUUCUGUUAGAAAUUGGUACAAACCAGAGGCGGUCAUCCAUAAGCGCUGAAGAUCCACAUAAAUUAUAACAGAAAUGCAGCAGAAGCAGAUUACUAAAAUCAAAAUUUUAUCAAAAUUCGAUGCAGCGAAUAUUAAAUUAUUAUUUUUAUUAUUAUUUUAGUAGUUUAGUCUUAUAAUCAAUGCCCGACACAAACUAUACUAAAGCGGCUCUUGGAAAUCAUCGGAUUGGAUCGGCACCACUAACUUGCAGCUCAAAUCCUAUCUUGUACAUAUACACAUGUGGAAUUAAAAAAACUAAUUGGAUUUAUAAUAAAUAGUUUAUGAGAAUAAAGGAAUUUUUGUAGGAACAGGGGUGCCAGGUGUGAACUGACCCCUUCAUCCCUUAAUGCAUAAAGAAAUUAUUCAAUUUCUGCACCCCUUAAAACCGUACUGCACUGGAUCUCUUGACAGGCAAUGAUUUAUUACUUUGCAUAUGAUCCUACCCUAGAGUUUAGUAUCUUCGUGACAGUUGAAGGGAUGGCUGUGUUUCAUUGUUUCUGUGCUCUCCUCCUAAUUUAGAUCUUAAGUAUCUAGUUGGUUUAAAUAAAAAUGGAAUUUAAAUUGGGCGAAACUAAAUUUGAUAAAUAGUGUUUUAUUUAACUAUACAAGGAGAUGAGCAACCCCUAACCUGAAAAUUUUACCAAACCCCUACUUCAGUGGCGGCUCGUGACAUUGAGAAUAGGUGAAGCAUAUUCAUUGAUUGACUAAAAAGAAAAGCCGCUGGCACUU